Molecule: messenger RNA, 2829 nt
Organism: Symbiodinium necroappetens
Lineage: Eukaryota; Dinophyceae; Suessiales; Symbiodiniaceae
Source: the annotation of a GenBank genome assembly
AUGGCGGAGAUGGAGACCAAAGCCGGCACCACGCCACAGGAUUGGACCUUGGCUGCUGAUGAUGACGGAGCUCAACAGGGCCCUAGGACCACUGGUGCAGCAGCUGACAUGUCAGACUCUUCCGUUGAGGAGGCACCACCUCCCAGCCGCCCAGCUGGUCCACCGACUCCUUUGCCGGCACAGGCGCAGCAAGAGUUGGCCCACCAGAUCUCCGGUGCAGUGGCGAGGGAGCUCUCCUUCCAGGGCACGAUCCUGACCUACCUGCCGUGGGACAUCAGGCAUUUGCGAAGCAUCGUGGUAAGCAUCCGAGCGAUGAGACCCCAUGAAUGGGCACAUCCAAAUGUGCUCACCGUGCAUGAUUCAGCCCCGGCAGAACAGGAGGAAGCAGAGGAGGAGCCUCCGGAGGAGGACGGCCACGUCUCCUGGGAGCACGGCCACGGCCAUGGACACGGCAACGUGCGCGGCAAUGAGCACGUUGACAGGGCUGAGGCAGAGGAGACCAUGGAAGACGACCUGGGCCACGGCACCCACACCGAAGGAAGGUCCUCGAGGAGACAGCGCAUCCUGGCCCGACUUACAGCAGCAGGCCGACCCUUGAUGACAAGCACGGAGGCCAGCCACCUCAAUGAGGAGCUUGGACUGCAUUCGGCCAGGACGGCCCUGCUGGGGACAGAGGCCUCCACCGGGACAUCAGGUACAUCCCGUUCCCCACCUGGGCCGCCACUCGGUGAGGAAGCACGAGAUCGCCGCCUGAACGCAAUCAUUCAGGCCAUAAAGUCUGAGGGUCGGACAGUGCUGACGGCGGAGGAGAUUCGAACCGUCGAGGUCGACUUCCCGGACCACGACCCGGUCAACCCCGAGCCCACUGGCCACGAUCCCGACUCGGAGAAUGCCUCGGUAAUGCCCGACCUCGACCAUGCGAUGGAUGGGCCGAGACCCCCGCCAGGACCACCGCCAGGAUGGCAUGCACCAGCAGACGACGAAGACGGGGAUCCAGGCUCUUCCACAGGCACCGGAACCGAGCCACAGGCCAAGCCGAGAGCAACCAACUACAGAAAGUGGUUCCCUCAUUUGUUCUUUGCUGUCUUGACCUUGGUUCUAGGGGUUCAGGAGGUUCACGUUGGCAUGCGAAGGCUGCUGCCCUUCCUCAGCCUCUUUUUGAGCUUCAUUUUGUACAGCACAGACCAGCUCAACAUGGCCAUUGUGGGACCCUUAUUGUAUGGUGCACUCUUGGCAGGUUGUUACAUCCCCGCAGGCAACACGUCCAUUGACUUGAUCAAUGCAUAUCAGUUCUCAGCAAACGACAAAUCGGCCGACAGUGAGGCCAGGAGGGCCCAGAUCCUGGUGGAUUACCCCGUGGCUGGAUGGCGCGAAGGCGCCAAACAUUUUCCUGUGGUUGCUUCGGUGCCCGUACCCAAACAGUACUGGAAGGCUGAUGCCAAGACCCCGGUGCAACAGGUGGACCUGCCCAGCGUUCUUCAUGACCUUCAUCACGACCCGCAGGCACCCAGACUACAGGCCUUCCAAGAAACAGUGGCGGAGACACUCAAUCCGACUUCUGAUUUCGACAACGUCGUUCUGCAGGCUGCUCUACAACACUACCCGAGACCCCCCAGACCUCAAGUGGCACCCACGCAGCCGGCUGAGUUGGCUAAUUCAGCCAGACACAUGUGGCAACUUUUCCGACAGAUGCGAACACAGCGCUUCAGCAUGCAGGGCAUCAUGGAAGCUUGGAAACUCUGGACCCGGUUUGCAGAGGCACACCGGCUUCACAAGCAGAGAGCAAAUAGAAGAGCAAAAGCUAGGAGAGAUGAACUGCUGGUCCAAGCACAGGACGCAGCAACGAAGGGCGACCUGUACCAGAUGUGGUCAGUUGUCAAACGCCUGGCUACCAAGACGAAGUUCAGACGCGUUCAGCUGCAUAGACAUGGAACUAUUAUGGCCCCAGAGGCGGAGUUGGACUGGAUUGCCCAGGCCUUUGGAGAAAGAUAUGGGGCAGCAAACUCAGUUUCGCCAGGUCCACUGUGCAGACAGCACCCACCGGUUCAAGUUCUGGUGACCGAUGUGAAGGCAGCGCUCCAGCAACUGCCAGCACGGAAAGCUGUCCCGCCUGGGGCCGUUCCCUCAGCCAUCUGGAAAGCCUGUGCAAACCAACUCGCUGGACCACUCACUGUGGCAGUGAACGAGGCCUGGAGCCAACCACUGGUGGAAAUCCAGCAGCCAUGGGCUGAUGCAGAUGUGGCACUACUCCCCAAAGGCAGCAAGAAGGCUAAAAUGCCACUAGAUCUCAGACCCAUCGGAUUACAACAUCCGCUCGGGAAGACGAUGAUGAAAGUAAUUACUCUGCAGGCGAAGGACUGCAUUGCUGCAUUGGUCAAGCGAUGGCCGCAGACGGCUUACGUUCCAGGCCGAAGCACAACCACGGCUCUUAAAGUUGUGAUGUCACAUUGUGCCGACGUGAGGACUGCCUGUGCAAGGACCAGGUUGAACAUUCACCAAAAGCACGAAGGCCAGCAUCACGCCAAAGAGUCGGGCUCUUUCCAUGGCGGACUACAGGUCUCAUUGGACCUAACAGCCGCAUUCGACCUCGUGAACUGGGGCCACCUUCGAGAGGCCCUCGCACUAGCUGAAAUUGACCCUUCCAUCCAGGAACUCCUACUCCAAUGGCUCAGGCAGGUGGUCUACUCCUUCCGGCACAAAGGACAAUCCAAGAGGGUACGGCCCUCUUUCUCCGGUGCUUUGGUCUGUUUUCACAGCACUGUUAUGUCAGGCCUUCGAUCAACGCUUGGGCCAAGGGUGGGCAGCCGAGCACGUGGCCAUGUACGCUGA